CCUGUUCAUCAUGUGUUUAAGUCAUUUCGAUUUAACACAUAUUACAAAGCACCCGAACGUGAGAAGCAAUGGCUACCACCACAGACAUUGGUCUCUUCUCUGCCUGGGAUUAUGUUAUAUUUGCUGGUGUUCUGUUCAUUUCUGCAGCUAUUGGAGUCUAUUAUGCCUUUCAGGGACGAGGAAAGACCACUUCAAAAGAAUUCCUGGCAGGUGGAAAGAGUAUGACAGCAGUGCCAGUGGCUAUGUCCCUAACUGCUAGCUUUAUGUCUGCAGUGACUAUCCUUGGAACUCCAGCUGAUGUCUACCGUUAUGGAGCAAUGUAUAGCAUCUUCGCUAUAUCUUAUGGAUUUGUAGUACUUAUUUGUGCAGAAGUAUUCCUUCCAGUUUUUUACAGACUUAAUCUUACAAGCACCUAUGAGUACUUAGAACUUCGCUUCAGCAAAGUUGUACGGAUCUUGGGAACAGUCAUUUUUAUCAUUGAAAUGGUGUUAUACACUGGUAUUGUGAUAUAUGCACCUGCUCUGGCACUGAAUCAAGUUUCAGGUUUUAACCUUUGGGGGGCAAUGAUUUCAACUGGAUUAGUGUGCACCUUCUACUGUGCAAUGGGUGGUCUGAAAGCUGUAAUCUGGACAGAUGCAUUUCAGAUAAUUAUCAUGGUGGCAGGAUUCAUAGCUGUCAUUAUUAGAGGUGUAGUGGUACAAGGUGGAAUCCAAACAAUACUGAAUGAUUCUUAUUACGGUGAAAGACUGAACUUCUGGGAUUUUGAUCCCCAUCCACUGCGUAGACACACUUUUUGGACAAUUGUGAUUGGUGGAACAUUUUUGUGGACGGGAAUCUAUGGUGUCAAUCAGUCUCAAGUGCAGCGAUACAUUGCUUGCAAGACACAAUUUCAAGCAAAACUGUCUCUGUACUUAAACCUGCUGGGACUAUGGGUAAUAUUGGCCUGUGCUGUGAUCUCAGGCCUCAUUCUAUAUUCAGUGUAUAAAGACUGUGAUCCAUGGAUGUCAAAGCGAGUGUCUGCUCCUGAUCAGCUAAUGCCUUACCUAGUGCUAGAUAUCCUACGAAACUACCCAGGAGUGCCUGGCCUGUUUGUAGCGUGUGCUUACAGUGGCACUUUAAGCACAGCCUCAUCCAGCAUCAAUGCACUGGCUACUGUUACAGUGGAGGACCUUAUAAAACCAUACACAAACCUAUCUGAGAAAAAGCUGUCAUGGCUUUCGAAAGGAAUGAGUGCCUUUUAUGGAUUACUGUGCAUAGCAAUGUCAGUGGUUGCUUCAUUUAUGGGAAGUGUGAUUCAGGCAGCUUUAUCUAUAUUUGCCAUGAUUGGAGGUCCACUUCUUGGACUUUUUUGCCUUGGAAUGUUUUUCCCUUUCACAAAUUCUUUGGGUGCAGUGGUGGGGUUGCUUUCUGGGUUUUCUGUAUCUCUGUGGAUUGGAAUUGGAUCCCAUAUCUAUCCUCCACUUCCUGAAAGAAGCAGACCACUUCCACUUUCAACGGAAGGAUGUGCUUUUAUCUUGGAAGAUGCCAACUGGACCUCAACUUCAAACUGGACCUCAACUACAAUAUGGACCUCAAUGACAACAUCACCAGUGACUAUACUGCCCACAGUAUUGCAGCCUGAUGGCAGUGCAAGGCCAGAACUGGCUGAUUAUUGGUAUUCGUUAUCAUACUUAUACUUAAGUGUUCUGGGAACUAUUGUGACUAUCCUUAUUGGGAUAAUUGUAAGCCUUUUCUCUGGAGGAUUGAAGCAAAACAUAAAUCGUGACUGCCUAUUUGGAAGACAGGAUUGUGGUCUUCUUGACUUUAUCUGCUGUCUGAAAUCUGACAAGCAGGAUAACAUUGAGAUUUUAGAAUGGAAGCCACACAACGGACAAGGACAUGACAAUCCAGCCUAUACAUCAGAUAAUUUAAGCCUAUCACAAAUUAAAUGAAUACAAAUAAUAAAUACAAUUUAUUUUAAA
This is a messenger RNA of Rana temporaria (common frog), 1961 nucleotides long. RefSeq names its product sodium-coupled monocarboxylate transporter 1-like. Lineage: Eukaryota; Metazoa; Chordata; Amphibia; Anura; Ranidae. Gene Ontology annotation, molecular function: organic acid:sodium symporter activity. Bases 69 to 1931 code for a protein of 620 amino acids. The record is from RefSeq and is a predicted model, not a curated record. Gene Ontology annotation, cellular component: membrane. The transcript has 15 exons. Gene Ontology annotation, biological process: sodium ion transport; propanoate transmembrane transport.